Messenger RNA from Aspergillus terreus NIH2624, 1554 nucleotides. RefSeq names its product fungal specific transcription factor domain-containing protein. Lineage: Eukaryota; Fungi; Ascomycota; Eurotiomycetes; Eurotiales; Aspergillaceae. The record is from RefSeq and is a predicted model, not a curated record. Gene Ontology annotation, biological process: regulation of DNA-templated transcription. The transcript has 5 exons. Gene Ontology annotation, cellular component: nucleus. Bases 1 to 1554 code for a protein of 517 amino acids. Gene Ontology annotation, molecular function: DNA-binding transcription factor activity, RNA polymerase II-specific; transcription cis-regulatory region binding.
AUGGAGAAUUCGGCCGAGGUGGAUCCGAGAAAGGACAUCAUCGCUCGAGGGAUCAUUAGCGAAGAACAUGCCCGAGUCAUGUACGAGCGGUUUAUCGGGGGAAGCAAGAACUUUUUGGGACUCUUCGAUCCUAUACGCGACACCUUUGACUCUAUGCGUUCGCGAUCGCUGUUCUGUUUCUCUGUAAUCAUCUACCUGUCGAGUCGUGCCAUGGUGGACCUACGGAGUGACACGCAUCUGCAACGCGUACUCCAAGACGAAGCCCAGAGGCUGGCUGAAGACAGCUUCUUCGAAAGACCGACGAAGGUGGAGACUGUACAAGGAAUGAUCCUGCUGGCUGCGUAUUCCGAGAAGACCUGGUUUUCAACAGCAUUGAUCCUCCGCACCGCACUUGACUCCGGUCUAGAGAAGUCACUGGAUAGACUCUUGUCCCAGGAGACUGUACCGCGAAGCUCGCUGUCCGCUUCAUUGGAAGAACGAAAGCUAGUAUGGCAGACGAGGACAUGGCUGAUCAGCUUCACCCUGGAAUUAGAUGUAGCAUCUGGGACUGGACGCAAAUCACGUAUCAAUGAGGUCGAUAUUGCGACGCUACGGAAAUUUCUAGAGUACCCUCUCUCCCUUCCGUGCGAUAUGCGCACAGUGUCUAUCAUUGAAAUCCAUCAAUUGCGAGACGAGAUCGUCACCAAGGAGCUGCCGGCGAUCAUGUCAAGGCUACAUAAUUGGUGGGUUACAUGGGAUGAGAUCCACGAAAACAACGGCUUCCACGCUGGCGCCUUUCAACGGUGCAGCCUUAAGCUCAUGUUGAACUACGGCCGGAUCUUUGCCCUCUGCGCUUCAUUGGCCCGGAUCCAAAGGCUACAGUCUGCGGUACCAGAGCCUGACCGGCAGGAGGAAGACGUGCUCAAUCUUUGGAAAUCCCUUGUUAGUACAAUAAUGGACCAACUGGGAUUCCUGAUUAUAGAGACGUCCUAUCGUUGCCAAUUCCCCUGGGCCCCGACGUAUCCAGCCCUGACCAUUGCCUUUGUCACAACCUUUGCGUUACGUAUCGCUCGCUGGCGACCCGCUCUCAUCGAUCAGGAGCUACUCCUCGAAAGGGCGCAGCAAAUAUGUGAUUUUCUACGACAGCCGCCUUAUCCAGAUAUCCAUCGGACAGUUUCAAUAUUUGUCACAUAUGCCCGAGCCCUCAUUGCCGACCAACGGCCACCACCCAGCCCAGACGCAGAGAUACCCAAUGCAAGUGAUGCUGAUAAUGCCAGGACAACCGCACCACAAGCAAGCCUCACCAAUCUUGCACCUCCAGCGGGACUCGCGGGGCUAGAGGAUCCUAACAACAGAGGUGGGCCGGCCAUGUACCACGGUGGAAGAGAAGGGAUGGUCUCUAUUAGUGGAAAUGAUAAGCCUGCAGUGUGCAGACCGCCGCUCCCCAAGAUCCCCGGCGCUGUUGAAGUUCCCAAUUGGACGCUGUCGAAUUCCAUCGCGGAUUCGUUCGGUCUCUUCGAGGAGGAGCAGAACGACAUUUUUGAUUUCCUGCCGGUCAUGCCUUCGAUGCCGUGA